AUGGAGAAUCAGGAUAAAACUCCCGACACCGCGAACACUGCCUCCAAUACUCCUGCCAUCACCAGCGAAGGGCUUUCAGCCAUGACCAAAGACGAACUCAAUGACUUUGUUAAUACACUGCCUCCCAUUACCCGCUCCGUCGUACCAACGCUGAUGGGCUGGCCAGCUUCAGGGGGUGUCUGGAUCCUCAACCCAACCGAAGCCCAGCUAGCUCAAGUCAACCGGCUUCCGGUCAUGACGGAUAUGGAGGAGUACUGUCGAGCUUUGGAACAAAUCGGUGCUACUUUUUACAGCGAUCCGAAACAAUGCACGGAGGUUCAGGCUAUAAUAGCAGAUGGUAUAGAUCUGCAACCUAAGCAGGCGUCACCGGAAAGGGAGAACCAGUGA
Molecule: messenger RNA, 387 nt
Organism: Aspergillus puulaauensis
Lineage: Eukaryota; Fungi; Ascomycota; Eurotiomycetes; Eurotiales; Aspergillaceae
Exons: 1
Coding region: 1-387 (128 amino acids)
Source: RefSeq, a predicted model, not a curated record